This is a messenger RNA of Acanthoscelides obtectus, 13508 nucleotides long. The record is from the annotation of a GenBank genome assembly. Lineage: Eukaryota; Metazoa; Arthropoda; Insecta; Coleoptera; Chrysomelidae.
AUCAAUUUAUCAUUACAGGUCCGCAUCACAGUAUUGGACAAGAACGAUAGCCCGCCCUCUUUCCCAGCACCACUCCGCUUCCAAGUAUCAGAAGAACUACCCGCUGGCCAACCCGUAGCCACUCUGAAGGCUUCUGAUCCUGACACCAUUGGUUCAUUGGAGUACAGUUUGACUAAUGGGAGCGAGCAUUUCUCUUUGGACGCCACGACUGGAGUAUUGAAACUCAAGGAGACUUUGGACAGGGAACAACGGGAUGAGUAUCAGUUGGCUGUGAGGUGUAGCGAUGGAGUUCAGUAUACUGAUGCUGUUGUUACUAUUGAGGUCCUGGACACCAAUGACAAUCCACCAGCCUUUCUGGAACCAGCCUACUCUUUUGACAUCCCGAAAAUGCUGUACGCGGUCACCGUGUGGGAAAAGUGCAGGCUGUGGAUCCAGAUCUAGGAAUCAACGCUCAGUUGACAUAUUCAGUAAUCAGUGACUGGGCGAAUGAUGUAUUUUCACUGAAUCCUCAAACUGGAGUUUUUACACUGACUGCCAAGUUAGAUUACGAAGAGGUUCAACACUACAUAUUGGUGGUGCAAGCUCAGGAUGCAGGAUUCCCAUCCUUAUCCAGCACACUAACUGUAUACUGCAACGUCCUAGACCUAAACGAUAAUGCACCCAUAUUCGAUCCCAUGUCAUACAGCAACGACAUUUUUGAAAACGUCACCAUUGGUACAUCCGUUGUGACUGUCAGUGCAACAGAUUCGGAUUCAGGAGAAAAUGGAAAGAUUGAAUAUUCCAUAUCAUCAGGCAAUGAAAACGGCGACUUCGAAAUUACGAAAAACGGAACAAUAUUCACAAAGAGGCAUCUGGACAGAGAAAAUCAAAGUUUGUACAACUUGCUUGUUAUUGCUACUGAUAAGGCGCCUAUUCCAGAAGACAGGUUAUCAUCAUCAGUUCAGGUGACAAUAGUUCUGAAGGACGUGAACGACAUGUCCCCCGAAUUCAUCACGCCCAACGAAACGACUGUGGCUGAAAAUAUCCCUAUCAACACUGUGGUGAUGGCCAUAAAAGCUGUCGACAAAGAUGAAGGAAGAAACGGUUACAUCGAGUACUCCCUGUCGGAUGAUCCGGUUAUCAAUGGAAUUUUUUCACUGGGUCCUGUUGAUGGUCUUCUCAAAGUUGCUGGAAGGAUUGAUAGGGAGACGACUAGUAACUAUACGCUAAUAGUACAUGCUAAAGACAGAGGCGAUCCACCCAAAUCGACACAAGCGAAGAUCUUUGUAAGGGUCUUGGAUGAAAACGACAACAGCCCAGUGUUUGAUCCUAAGCUGUACAGUGCCUCAAUAUCCGAAAAUGCCUCAAUUGGCGCUAGCGUAUUGCAGGUUUCUGCCACCGACAUCGAUGAUGGGUUCAAUGGGAGGGUUCGAUAUUCGAUCAUAUCUGGAGACAUUAAUAGAGAUUUCAGCAUAAUUGAAGAUACGGGAGUCAUUCGUGUGGCAAAGAAUCUGAAUUAUGAACGCAAAUCUCGAUACACUCUCAUCGUGAAAGCGGAGGACUGUGCAGGCGACAUAAACGGCAUAGCGGUUCGCUCGGACAUGGCCGAAGUGUCCGUCUUCAUAUCGGACAUCAACGACAACCCUCCAACAUUCCUGGACUCUCCCUAUCUGGCUUACAUCACCGAAAACAUCAUCCCUCCCAAUGGGGGGUACGUCAUCUCAGUGUUAGCCUACGAUGCAGAUACGCCACCUUUCAACAAUCUGGUGAAAUACUUUGUGAAGGAGGGAGACACGGAUACGUUCAGGAUCAACGCGUCCACGGGGGAUAUUUCGCUACUGAGAGCGUUGGAUAGGGAGAUUCAAGCGGAGUAUGUUCUCGGUUUGGUCGCCAUGGAUACAGGUUCUCCACCACUAACAGGUACCGGUACUGUUCGCAUCAUAGUCCAGGACGUCAAUGAUCAUAGCCCUGAAUUCAAGCGGCAAUCAUAUUAUGGGACCGUAUCCGAGAAUUCACCAAUUGGUACUUGGGUCCUCACUCCAGUAGCUACAGACGGUGAUAUUGGGUUGAAUGCCAAGAUUAGAUACAGCCUCUUGGGGGACAAGGUCGAGAAGUUCAAAGUUGAUCCGGAUUCUGGCGUUAUUACUACUGCAGCGGCCCUUGAUAGAGAGGAUAACGAAGUAUACACUUUAACCCUUAUGGCGCAAGACUGCUCUGCUACGGAACCCAAAGCAUCAACUGUCAACCUUACCAUCAAAAUAGCCGAUGAAAACGAUAACUCUCCCACAUUUGAUUCUAACAAAUACGAAGUUUACAUAUCCGACAAGACUCAAGCAGAUCAAUUCGUCUUUGGAGCUAUAGCUACUGAUGAAGAUACGGGAGAUAACAGUAAAAUCACGUACAGCAUUUCUGGUGAAAAUGCCAAAGAUUUCAUCAUCAACAACGACACUGGCGUUAUAAAGGCACUGAAAGACUUGCAAAAAUCAUCAACAAGGGUGUUCAAUUUGGAGAUAGAAGCCAAGGAUGGAGGCAAAAUUCCCAGAAAGGCUAGUGCUGAAGUUCGGAUAUUCCUGAAACCUGACCAUUUGUUUCCAAGCUUCAUCAUGCCGACGAAAACAAAAUUCGUUCUUCCAGAAAAUGUUGAAGAAGGCAAGCUAAUCUCAAAGAUCAAAGCUGCAUCACCCAAAAAAGGUUCUGUUGGUGAAAUCAGAUACUCCAUAGCUGGUGGUAAUAUAGGCGAAGCUUUGAAAGUAGACAGAACAACUGGAGAAGUAUAUGUUACGGGUGUUGGUCUUGACUACGAAAAAUCGCCACAAUGCGAAGUAUGGAUUGAAGCCCAGGACUCUGACUCGCCUGCACUAAGAAGUGUUCUGCAACUGCUCAUCAACGUUACAGAUGCCAACGAUAACCCUCCAACACUAAACAGCCAGAUGUAUAAUGCUUCAGUCAUGGAGGAAGAAGCCCCUCCUCUAUUAGUCGUCAAGGUAUCCGCCACUGAUGCCGAUUCUGGUGAAAAUGCUCGAGUUACCUACAAGUUACUUGACGAUUUCGACGGAACUUUCGAAAUUGAUGGUGAGACAGGUGAAAUCUACACUAGCACCCGUUUAGAUCGAGAAGAUAUACCAAGCUACGAACUUACUGUGGAAGCAGUUGAUGAAGGAAUUCCUCAGCUGUCCGGCACAGCUACAGUCACAGUUACUGUAUUAGAUAAAAAUGACAAUCCUCCGAGAUUCACAAGGCUGUACAGCGUGAAUGUCACAGAAAACGCAGAAAUUGGUUCAUUUGUCAUCAGAGUAACUAGUUAUGAUCAGGAUAUAGGAGAAAAUGCUAACGCAACUUACAGCUUUACAGAAAAUCCUGGUGGUAAAUUCAAAAUUGACCCAAUCAGUGGAAAUGUUACAGUAGUUGGGCACCUAGAUCGAGAACAACAAGAUGAGUAUAUCCUCAAGGUAACAGCUGCGGAUGGUGCUUGGAGAUCAGACACACCUCUCACCAUAACAAUUCAAGAUCAGAAUGACAACGCCCCUGAAUUUGAGUACUCUUAUUACAGCUUCAACUUUCCAGAACUGCAGAGGGAUGUAGUUUUUGUCGGUCAAGUAACCGCUACUGAUAAGGACAAACAGGGUCCCAACUCGGUAAUAAGUUACUCUUUACAACAGCCUUCUGAUCUGUUCACUGUAGAUCCAGCAUCUGGUGAAAUUUUCAGCAAACGCAGUUUGAAAUACAUAUAUACUCAAGUCGAAUCAUCACCAGAGAAUAUGUAUUCCUUGACAAUUCUGGCAACAGACAACGGUAAACCUCCAAUGUCUUCCGAGUGCCUGGUGACCAUAAACGUAGUUGAUGCUAACAACAAUGCUCCAGAGUUCGAGCAAAAGGAGUACCUAUCACCUGUACCGGAACACGCGAACGUUGGCCAGAGCCUUUUGAAAGUUGAAGCCAAGGACCUGAAGGAUGUUGGAGUGAACGCAGAUAUCGAAUACUCAAUAGUAGACGGCAAUGGUUCCAAAUACUUUACAAUUGACAAGGCGAAUGGUUGGAUUGCUGUCAAGGAAGCGGUCCUGGGUGUUGGUACGAUAUUCAACUUACAAGUAAGAGCGACAGAUAAAGGAACACCUCCCCAGCAAGAUGAAGCAACAGUCGUUUUAGUUGUAACUGGCGAAAAUGAACACAACCCUGUCUUUACCGCAUUAAGCUACCAGGUGAUAGUUCCUGAAAAUGAACCACUAGGUUCUACUAUUCUCACUGUGAGUGCAUCAGAUAGAGACCAUGGUCCCAAUGGUAUGAUUAGAUAUCGCAUCUCAGGAGGCAACGAAAGAAAAGAGUUCGCAGUAGACCCUAUAUCAGGAGCGGUUACUAUACUUCAGCCACUAGAUUAUGACACAAUCCAGGAAUAUCAUCUUAAUAUCACAGCGGAAGAUCUAGGCUUCAAAUCACGGCGUGCCACAGCUAUGUUAACUAUUACUCUAACUGAUAUCAACGACAACUCUCCUGUGUUUGACCAAGCGUUUUACGAAGCUUACCUGUUAGAAAACGAGUCUCCAAAUAGCUUCGUUUAUCAGGUUAAAGCUACUGAUAUUGAUUCUCCAAAGAACGCUAUAAUCCUCUAUUCUAUAGCAGAUGGUAUAGACAAAGAAUUCUUCAAGAUAAAUGAGAAAACCGGAGUUAUAACAUCUGCUAUUAGCUUUGACUAUGAGGAAAAGACCUCUUACCAUCUGAAUAUUGUGGCUGCUAAUCCGGAUUCACCAAUGUUCAGCAGUACUGAAGUUAAUGUGUUCAUUACUGGAGUCAACGAGUUUUAUCCACGUUUCGUACAACCUGCCUUCCAUUUUGAUGUAUCCGAAUCAACUGAAGUUGGUACCAAGAUUGGUACUGUACAAGCUACAGACCAAGACUUUGGCGAUGACGGCAAAGUUUACUACCUAUUUGUGGGAUCCAGCAACGAUAAAGGUUUUAGUAUUCAUCCAGAAACGGGAACAAUCAGCGUUUCAAGAAGACUAGACAGAGAAACGCAAAGUCGAAUAGUACUUACAGUAAUGGCUAAAAAUGCAGGUGGAAUUCGUGGAAACGAUACAGAUGAAGCUCAAGUUAUAGUUACUGUACAAGAUGGAAACGACCCACCAGAAUUCCUACAGAAUCACUAUGAAGCAGAAAUUUCCGAAGGUGCCAGAAUUGGAACUAAGGUACUAACAGUAAAAGCUGUUGAUAAAGAUGUACGAACGCAAAAUAAUCAAUUCAGCUACUCCAUUAUAAAUGGGAAUACUGAAAGAACUUUCAAAAUCGAUCCUCAAACUGGCGAUAUCCAGACGGCAAGAAACUUGGAUAGAGAGACAAUACCUUUCUACACUUUGAUCAUCGGUGCCAUUGAUACGGGCGUUCCACCACAAACUGGUACAGCUACUGUCAAAAUCCAAGUCGGAGAUAUCAAUGAUAAUGGUCCUAUAUUUGAACCUGCAGAAGUUGUGGGUCGAGUUAUGGAGAAUCAACCUCCAAAUACUCGGGUGAUGACUUUAUCUGCGAAAGAUCCUGAUUUACCUCCAAAUGGAGCACCAUUCACCUAUAGAUUGAUUGGAGGAAAACAAAAAGACUACGUGAGAAUCGACAAACAUACUGGCGUUGUUGUCACCACCAGAACUAUAGAUAGAGAAGUGACGCCAGUACUAAAUCUUCUAAUAGAGGUGGAAGAUAGCGGAUCACCUAGAUUAAAGUCCGAGCAUUACGUGAACAUAGAGGUUCAAGAUGAAAACGAUAGUCCUUCAAGCUCUAGAACAGUCCAUGUUAUAGUUUAUGCAUUCAACGAAGAAUUUCCUAUGGGCAAAAUUGCGAACGUUCAUCCGAACGAUCCCGAUUUAGUUGGCGACUAUAAGUGCAAAAUUCUACAAAAGUCAGCACCAGAUAUCCUAUCUAUACCAUCAGGUUGUGAUCUUCAUACCUUCAAAAUAACUCCAGGACAUGGGUACUCACUUUCAGUCUCUGGGAAUGACGGGAAACACUCUGAUGUCAUCUCUACUGUAACUAUUGAAUUCGUAUCAUUUACCAACGCUACUAUAAGCAAUUCAGUAACAAUAAGAGUUGCUAAUGCAACUGCUGAGAGGUUCUUAGCCAUGAACUAUAGAGGUAUGCUGGACAUUCUCAAAGGCAUUUUAACUCCUGGGGAAAGUAUUUUGCUGUACAGCUUAUUCGACGAUAAAGGUGGACUGGAAAUAACUGUAGCAAUCAAAAAUGAAGGUAGUGCAGGAUACAGGAGCAAAUUCUAUACAACUGAGAAGAUUCAAGGCAAGCGUGAUGCUUUAGCAAGCCUAUUCCAGACCAACGAGGUAAAGAUUGGAUAUACACCGUGCAACACAAACACAUGUGAAAACGGUGGCAUCUGUACGUCUAACGUCGCUGUGAAGAACUCGACAAGAAUAACUGAUAGUCAAAGUAUAAUAUUCACUUCACCAUUAGUGGAGCACGAGUAUAUAUGUCAAUGUGCAGAAGGCUUUACAGGACCAACUUGUAAUAAGAGACAAGACCCCUGCUUGCCGAACCCGUGUAAACUAGGGGGUCAAUGUCGAAGGCAAGGAUUCACCUUCCACUGUGUCUGUCCACCAAAUAGGGAUGGACGCCAUUGCGAACUGGAAAAAGGCGACGCUUGCUCGGAAAACCCUUGUCAAAAUGGCGGUUCGUGUCGUGAAAGUCCAGAUGGUUCGUUCUUCUGUCUGUGCAGAUCCGGCUACAGAGGCAACCAAUGUGAAAUCCUUGCAGAUUCGUGCAGGCCCAAUCCAUGCUUGCACGGAGGACUGUGCGUCAACUUGAAACCAGGGUAUAAGUGCAGCUGUACUGAUGGCAGAUACGGUAGACAUUGUGAGCAGUCCACGUAUGGCUUCCACGAGUUAUCGUACAUGUCUUUCCCAUCAUUAGACAGUGCUACCAAUGAUAUAUCGUUCACCUUUGCAACCACCAAACCCAACUCUUUGCUGAUAUACAACUACGGAUUGCCCACUGGAGGGAGAAGCGACUUUGUGGCAAUGGAACUGGUUCAUGGUAAAGCAGUUUUCUCAUUUGGCGGAACUAGAACAGCUAUUACAUCCAUAAGUAUUGGAGGAAAGACGAACAACUUAGCUGAUGGAAACUGGUACAAAAUAACAGCAACGAGAAAUGGCAGGGUGGUGUCUCUAAGCGUCGGAAGUUGUACUGAACAAGGUGAAGUUUGUGAAGAAUGUAGACCCAGUGACAAUACUUGCUACGUCGAUGAUACUGGACCCAGUGGCACUUUGAACUUCAACAAUCAACCUCUCCUUAUUGGCGGAGUAAUCAGUGCUGACCCAAUCCUCGAACGUCCAGGUCAAGUCCAUUCUGACGACCUCGUAGGCUGCGUCCAUAGUGUCUUCAUCAACGGUCGCCAACUCAACCUGAGUCACCCCAUGGACUCCCAUGGUGUUGAAAACAGAUGUGUCCGAAGAAAUUCUUGCAGUAAACCUAUCAAUGAUCCUUGCCAAGGCUUUGGGACCUGUAUAGAUCGCUGGAACUCAGUCAGCUGCAACUGUGGUGCUAAUCUCAUAGCUCCCAAUUGUGAUACAGCUUUACGUUCAAUCAGUGUCAGCGAAGGAGGGUUUGUGGAAUUUGUUAUAUCCAAGAAGCAUAAGAGAAUGCAGUUGCUAGAACAUAUUUAUCAAGGCUCAACAAUUUGGAGUCAUCAGAGGAGCAAGAGGUCGACCAAGCAGCCAUUCGGCGAAUACACGCCCGAUAAAAGGAUCAGCUUUUUGUUCAGAACAGUUAAACAGAAUGGAAUGAUCUUCUAUGCAACUAGCAAUAAAUACUACACAUCCAUAGAAUUGAUAAACGGACAGUUGCACUACAUAAGCAAGCUGUCAACAGUGAUCAACAUGACGGAUACCCAUAACACAGUGACGGAUGGGUCUUGGCACAACAUAACUGUCCAUUCACAUAGUAGAACUAUCAAGAUUCUGCUAGACGGUUCUAAGCUAGGCGAUGAUUUAGACUCUGUAGGAGUCCAUGACUUUUUAGACCCUUAUCUGACCCAUUUAUCCAUUGGAGGUGCCAUAAGAAGCCAAUAUUACGUCCACGAUGAGUUGCCAGAUCCAUUUGCUGGAUGCUUUGCCAAUUUUACAAUCAACAACGAAAUUCAACCGUUCAAUGGAUCUGGUACCAUCUUUCAAGAAGUCUUGUUCCAUGGAAGGGUAUCCAGGGACUGCAACGGUUUAGUCGGUGUAGGCACAGCUGCUGCCACCGAUCCUCUGAGCAUAGGAAUCACCCUUGUGAUUGUCUUCUUCGUCGUGUUACUCGUUGCCAUAUUAGUUUCGUUCGUAGUAUUUAGGUUGAGGAAGCAAUACAAGGAGAAAGGCGGAAAUACAAAUAGUCCCGGGAUCCACGGCAAGCAGAACGGAAACAACGGAAAUGUGAUGAACAGUGUCAGUGACAGUGUGCUGGGAAGGAGCAUACACAAUUCUGAUACUAUGACCUACCAUACAGACGGGGAUGUGAUCAGGGCAAUCGGAGGGCAUUCGCUAGUGGGGCCAGAGUUGAUUUCGAAAAAGUAUAAGGAAAGGGAUAUAAUGCAGGGCGACAUCCCCCGUCCGCAACGUCCAGACAUUAUAGAAAGGGAAGUAGUAACCAAGAACCCUCCAAUUCGCGAAGAGCACCACCCUCCGAUGCAUCCUCAGAAUAACCACAGCCACGAUCACGCUCCGGCUGACCUCAACUCCGAGAUGCCCGAGCACUACGACCUGGAGAACGCGAGUUCCAUCGCUCCGUCGGAUAUCGACAUCGUGUAUCAUUACAAGGGGUACAGGGAAGCCGGGGGAGUGCGGAAGUACAAGGCCACCCCUCCCCCGGUGUCAAGCUAUCACCAUAAGCACUCAGCAGGCCAGGUGCAGGCGCAGCACAGGCAUUCGCCACACCAUCCCGGAGGGUAUCCACCCAGGGCACCUCCAGUUACUAGUCCCAGUUCGCGUCCACACCAAAGCACGCCAUUGGCCCGCUUGAGCCCCAGCAGCGAAAUGAGCGCUCAGCAGCCGCGGAUUUUGACGCUGCACGACAUCAGCGGCAAACCGCUGCAGAGCGCACUUUUGGCAACCACCAGCAGCUCGGGUGGAGUCGGAAAGGACGUGCUGCACAGCAACAGCGAGCGAAGCUUAAACAGCCCUGUCAUGUCGCAGCUGAGCGGACAGAGUUCUAGCAGCACGCGGAAGGCUGCCGCCCCACCUCCAGGGGUUAAUUCUACCUCACUAACCGCCGAAGAGAUCGAAAGACUGAAUUCCCGCCCUCGCACCUCUAGCCUUGUCUCCACUCUGGACGCCGUUUCCAGCUCGAGCGAGGCACCACAAAGGGGCGGGAAUAACCACAUGAGCCAUAUGCGCCAUUCACCAGUGCCAGAAACCCACCAUAGCAGCACAACCACAACCGACGAGAGCGGCAACGACAGCUUCACCUGUUCGGAGAUCGAAUACGACAACGCGAGCAUCUCCGGCGAAAAGUCAGAGUCGCGUCGGAACGAUUCUAGCUCGGGGGGCAAUAAGAGCAACAUCCCACCACCCUCGUACGACGGCUUCGACUCGUCUUAUCGGGGCUCGAUGAGCACUCUGGUGGCUUCCGAUGACGAAAUGGGGGGCCCGUUACCCCCCAGCACUGCGCUCGGCUGGGACUACCUCCUGAACUGGGGACCGAACUUCGAAAGUCUUGCUGGCGUGUUCAAGGACAUCGCCGAGAUGCCGGACUCUGUGAACGGGAGGAUACCGUCGUCGAUGAGGCUAACCAAUGCUCAAAAGCCCUCGGAGGAAUAUGUAUAAUAUUGGGUUAUGGGCUGUCGAUGGGAAUACGGUUUAGUGUAAUUUUGUAUCGGAAGUCCAGACUAUUUCGUGUGACAUAUAUAGCGUUGUAGCAACAGAAAUAAUAUCGGUGACUCAUUUAUUACCUAUAAUGAAUUGGAGUGAAGGCUGCGGUCUUCACGUCCUUACACAAUAUACAAUGUUUUGCUUUCUUGCGUUGAUGUGACAAUUCUGACACAAAUCAUACUUCUUGCUCAGUUUUGACACUACACCUCAUGUACACAUUUUGUUGGCAUAAAGCAUGUCAGCUUAUUCAUAUCUAAAUUAUAAAUAGAUAAUGAAAGAUCAGGAUCUAUAGGCGGGGUUUUCGAAUGUGUUCAUUCAAAUAUUUUAGUACAUUAUGUACUUCAGACUAGCAUCAACAUUUUUAUUUUUGUACUUGAUUAUUUUUUAAAUCUGCAAAGUCCGCAAUUUUGACAUUUUUGUCCAUAGUUCACCCAUUUUCGGAUAAUUACUUAUAUAUUCUUAUAUAUGCGCAUGAUGGCAACACUUUCUACAGUUGCUCAACUGCGGUCAUCAUAUAAACAAAUAAAAGUGGAGGUUUCAUUAUACCUAUGUAUUUAUUUGUUACAACUUUCAUUUGUAGUGUGAGCGCAGUGGAGCAAUACUUUUAUUUUUAUAUAAUUACGUUUUGUAUCAUGAUGAGUUUUAUUAUAGACUUGAGGUAGCAAGUGUCGCGACCAUGCGCUCAUAUAAAAAUAGUAGGUAUACCUGUAACAUAUAUCCGCAACUUCGUUCACCUAAAAUUGUUGAGCUAUACAAAAUUUUGAAACAAACACAUCAGACUAAACCAAAUUUUACAUUGUAAAAAGUAUCGGCUUAGUCUCUAGUUAGAAAAGAUAAAUAUUUUGCCCUUGUCACAAAAUCCUUUCUUAAAUUUUUCUCCAAGGAACUUCAUUAUAACCAAUUUUAAGUAUUUAGCAGAACAUUUCGAGGAAUUCCAAACAAACACGCCCCUUAAUAAGAGGGUUAAAGGGUUUUUAACUGAUAUCUACAGCCUAUAAUCUACCUUCCUGCCAAAUUCUAGGUGUCUAGUAGAUGCAGUCCUCGAGCUUCCGUGACUAAUGGGUGCGGACCUUUUCGCUGUUACCCCUUACCCGUCCCUGCUAAGUUUCAUGUUCAUACGACAAGUAGUUUCUCAGGCAAAUUUCUAUAAACUUAAUUUUAAGUGAUAAGGUUCUCCAUAGAAACAUUCAACCUCACCUAGCCCAUCUGAAGGAUAAAAUUCACCUCUUAGUGGUGGAAUUUCCAAAAUGCCUCUGCAACUGCUCAUUUACAUUAUAUAAAAGAACCAAAUACAAAAAUCCCAUACUUGUGCCUCUAUCUUAAAGAAUAAUAUCCCCACAGUAACUAUCACCCCCUUCAAGUUGAAUGUUUGUAACAAAAGGUAUCCUAUGUCUGUUUCCGAGGUUUGAUUUAUAUCUGUGCAUAGACACUUUCGCAUUUACAAUAUUAGUGAGGAUAUAAAAAGUUAAGUAUUCGAAAAUGGGUGAAUUUUGAAUAAAAAAAGGUUAAAACCCAUACGUUCCAAAAUAUUCAAUUUUAUUUAUUUUCAAUGUUGAGCCUCACUUAUAGACCCUGAUUUUGUUUUUCAAAACGCAUAGCGUUUUCAAGUAUCUAAGCGAAUAUGCGUUGCUUGCAUUACAUUGGUUGGGUCAAUGGUCUCAAAUUCUCUUAGCACAUUUCUUGUCAUAGGCUGAAAAGCGCAUAGCUUAUUUCUGCAUAAAAACAACAAAAAAAUAGCCAAAAAUCAGAAACAAGAAUAUCAGUAAACGUAUUUACCCGUGAUAACUUCCGCUUUAUUAUAAUCAUUUUUGAGAAAAUGUGUUUGAGCUCCUCUCAAUUGUUCAGUAACAUAACCGAAAAUGCAUGACAUUGUGUUGCGAAUAUCUUAAAGGAUUGGAACCAAAGUCAUUCUAAUCAAGUACGAGUUCUGUUGAAAAAUUAUACAUGUGCAGUAACUUGAUCAUAUAAUAGGUAGGUAGUAUCAAUUUUGGCACUUCCCCAUUUCUGAGAUAGCCCCGGCAGUUUAAACCCAAGAAAAGACAGGAAUGAUGGUAAAAUGUUAAUGUUAAUGAACUAUUUUGUUUCUUUUUUAUUCGAUAUGAACUGUUUUCCACAUUACUGGCACGUCGCAUCCACAAUUUAAUACGCAUAAGUGUAGUUUUACAGAUUUUGAAUUAUGGUGUUAUUUCACCUUCAAAUGCAUCAAAUAAGAUAAAAAUGUACGUAAAUCUGUAAAAAAUAUGUUUUUGUAUAUGGUAAAAAAAGUAACCCAGCCUGAAUAGCUCCUAAAAAUCCUUGGUUCGGGACAAGUUAAUCUCAGUUUUUUUUUUAGUGAUGAUACCGAUACUGUUUUUGUGGCUGUUCUUUGUAAAUAUUAAUAUAAUGUAUUGUAUACGAUUCAGCCAUAUUUAUUUACUGUAUUUCCAGUGAACUAACUGCCAUUAUUUGCUACAACAAUAAUGCAAACUGGAUCUACAUAUACUAUUGUUUUCUUCAAAUUAAAACCAGAAGAUUAGCACUCUAUAAAUUUUCUAGACAAAUACAUAUUAAACCACCGUUUACAAAACUGAGCUGUUAUAGUUGAUAUACAUAGUUGUGACUUUGUGAUAUAAUUUAAGUAGAACUGUUCUGCGAAACCAUCGAUGGCACAAGACUCGCAAGUUUUAUUUUCAAACUCACUAAUGCCAUAAACAUUAAGAGCUGUUUGAGAUGUACAAUGCAGCGUUGCAAAUAAACGCAGAUUUACAAUGGAUUAUUCAAAAUAACCAAAAACUAUAUUUAGAUCUCGUUACAUUUAUCUGGCCAUAGUGAAGCUCCGUUUACAAAAUGAAACAACAGAUAAUAUGCUUUUUCGUGAAACGUUAAGAAGUUAUUCUAAAAAUUCAAAAAGAGGUACCACAAUGUUCCUCAUUCAACCUGUAACUGAAAGCGGAAAUAUGUAUAUAAAAUUAUUUUGCCUAUGUCCGGUCAUAUCAGUAUCUACUUUUAUUUGUAAAUCUAAUGUAUAUUUAUGGAAAAACGAUGUUAAGGCCUGUCCCCACUUGGUAUUCAACAGUUCCAACAAUGAUUUUUCAACACAUCGAAAUUUAAACGAAAAAUAGCAAAUCCUACAUGCGAAAAUAUCGAAGUUCGAAGUUGUCUGUGGCCAAAUGAGAACAGGUCUUAAGAUACACAAUGACGUCAGAUGUAUAUUUCGUGUGUGUGUGUAUAUAUACAUGUAUAUAUAUAUUUGUUAUGGACUUUCGAUACAUAGAAUAUAUCUGUAUUGCCCAGCCCUAGAUAGACUUAUGUACGUUUGCAUAUAGAGACUGUUAUUCGAAUUUUCGUGUUAGCCUUGUAUCAAGGAUUUGUGUAAUAUCUCUUGCCAUAUCUUUUGUAUUAUUAUUUGUAUAUUUUUAUGUCGUUUCCUACAAAACUACAGACUGUAAAUACUUAAACAUAUUUAAUAAAAAAAUUCUAACUGUAACGGUGCUUGUAACCUUCAAACCUCCAUUCAUUGAGCAGCAACAAUUGCCCCUGUAUUUUGUAAACUUCCCCCGAGUUGACAUGGUAUUUUCAAAGUAUGAGUUCGCAGAUCGGCAAGGUUAUUACGUAAAAAACCUAUAUAAUGUCAAAAGAAACGAUAAAAUGUCAACUUGUUGACUAAGUAGGCUAGUGUGCAAAUAGUUCAUUCAUUCCGCGCUUGCUACAAGUGAG